Ipomoea nil (Japanese morning glory) is the source of this 10428-nucleotide messenger RNA. Its product is annotated as BEACH domain-containing protein B. Gene Ontology annotation, molecular function: protein binding. The transcript is spliced from 42 exons. The record is from RefSeq and is a predicted model, not a curated record. The coding region runs from base 417 to 10301 and encodes 3294 amino acids. NCBI's taxonomy places the organism in Eukaryota, Viridiplantae, Streptophyta, Magnoliopsida, Solanales, Convolvulaceae.
GCCGAUUUGGUGUCAUCUUGAUGCAGAGGAGAUUGAUUACAUGUACAUAUAGCCAAUCCAUUAUCUAUACACGUAUAUACGUAUGAAUACACAAAACAUACAUAUACAACUAUUUUCAGCUCUGAUUUAUCGCUGACUCCAUUAAAGCUUCAAGGAAAAUCGACCGAGUUCUAGAUCUUGAAGCCUAAAACCCUAGGAAUAGUUUCUGAUUUCGUCUGAGCCAUUCGAUUCAAUCAGAAUCUAAUUCGUAGCAGGAGGAGCUUAUUGUUUCGUAAUUGUGUUUUCAAUGACUUUGAUAUAUUUUGCUGCCAGUUAAAUGAGGAAACGAGAGAGUGAUAUGUGAUGAGGGGCUGGAAUAGCCUUCUGUAUAUUGGCUGUUGGUUUUUCAUACCUUGAUUGUAUCUUCUGGGGUAAGUAUGAACAUCGUCAAGGGUGUUGCUGACCUUAUACGAAGGAGCUCAAGUGGCUAUGGUAGUGACUCCCGGUCUGGGUCAUCAUUUGAGAGAUUCUCUCCUCCAACUCCAUUAAUCCAGUUUAGUGAAAGUGGUGAUGAGGCUAUUCUAAAUGCACUCUGGGCAAGAUAUGAGAAUGUCUCCGAUAAGAUGGAAAAGAAGAGGUCAUUUCAAAUUUUCUUGAAGCAAUUCCUUCUCGUAUUUCGAAAUUGGGAACCAAUUAAUCUUGCCCAAUCACGGGAGGUUGUUUCCGUUGCAUCUACUACAGAGGGUUCAAAAGUUGUUACUGAUGUUGUACUUGGCUGUUCAUUUGGUCAUCCUGCCGAAAUUAUUCUAUGUUUAAUUGAAGAGCUUGCACAAAUAACCAUACUCAUUAAUGAAUAUCAGUUAGGAGCUUUGUCUACCAUAACAUCUGAAGGUUUGCCUGUCUUGGAUGCUUUGACUGUUGUGAUUCGUUCAUUGCACAAUUGCCGACUUUUUGGCUACUAUGGUGGGAUUCAAAAGCUUACAGCGUUAAUGAAGGCCACAGUUGUGCAACUCAAGACCAUUGCAAGUGCACUUUCAACAGAUGGAAGUUUGUCAAACAGUGUUGUGGAGAGGAUUUCAAUUUUUCAGAAUAUUUUAGUACGUGCAGUCUCCAUAAUAGGCAGCUUUAUUAACUUGCAGUCAAGCACAUAUAAAAAAGCUCAUCUAAGCAGCAGUCACUUGGAGUUAAAUGUCUCAAGGAGCAGCAGGGAAACAACUGAACCUUCUUUAGACAUGAAUGAUUCUCUUCCUGAAGUAAUGUUGCAGUGGCAUAAAAAGGCAGUUGUGUCUGUAAUGGAAGCAGGUGGCCUUAAUUGGUUAGUAGAGCUGUUGCGUGUCAUGAGGAGGUUGAAUAUGAAAGAACAACAUACAGACAUUUUACUACAGAAUUUAGUUCUUGAAACUCUUCAAUCAGCACUUUCUGAUAACCCUCGGGGUCAGAACCAUUUUCGAAGUAUUGGUGGACUUGAAGUUCUGUUGGAUGGGCUUGGAGUUGUAUCAAACAGUGCUUUGUUAUUAGAGGAUUUCUCAAGUUCUGGCACCACUAGGAAUAAUAACUUCCUACUGGAUAUUUUCCACCUCCAUGUUCUUUUAUUGGAGGUUCUUAGGGAGGCCGUCUUUGGAAAUUUGAACAAUAUGCAAUUCUUAUCAGAGAAUGGAAGGGUGCACAAGUUUGCAAAUAGCUUUUGUUCACUUGCAUUCACACUACAAAAAGUCAGACUGGAUGGCAAUGACUUGCCAUGGGACGCUUAUGAUAAUAGUGAUGACACAAUUUCCACUGAAGCUAAAGGGACAAAGGACUCUGCCACAGUUUCAGUCAAGCUAUCUUAUUUACAAAGUUGGAAUGAUUAUGUUGCCAAGAUGAGCACUGCCCUUUUUUCUUUUCUUCUUCCAUCAGAAGUUAGCAAACUACAUAGAGCUCAAGCAUCAGUCGGAAGAAGUAACUUGUUAAUGUCUCCAGCUUAUGUUGAACUUUCUGUAAAGUGGGUGAUUAGAGUGCUUCUAAUAGUUUUUCCAUGUAUAAAAGCUUGCUCGAAUCAAAGGGAGCUGCCUAACCAUUUAAGGUUUUUUAUCUAUAUGCUUCAACGUUGUGUUCUCUCUGCAUUCAAGACGAUUCUCAUCUUUUCACCAUCACUAGUUGAUGUCUUCCGAGCUGAAGGAGCUUGGGACUUUCUCUUCUCUGAAAACUUUUUUUAUUUUGACCCUGCUUCAGGGGAAUUUUCUGGUCAUGAUGGGUCCAACUAUGAGAUUCCACUGUUCAGCAAUGAACAGAAGUAUGCUGCAAAUUGCACAGGUAGUUCUAUAAAUCUUAAUGAAGUUGAAGCUAUUCAGAGAGAAGUAAUUUCAUUCAUGGAAUUUGUGGCAACUUCAAGUGGAAGUUCACAUAACUUGCCUGAGUGCUCAGUUCUAUUGGAUGCCCUUGAACAAUCUGCUUGUAAUCCUGGGAUAACUAAUGUUCUUGCAAGGAGCCUGGUUCAAAUAUUGCAGCUUUCAUCUGAGAAAUCUGUUUCUUCUUUCAAGACACUUGAUGCAAUUCCUCGUGUUCUUAAGAUUGCCUGUGUUCAGGCCCAGGAGUCUAAGAGAGCUGAAAGUGAAAGUCCUCAUGUGGAUUCUAUUCAGAUUGAAAUGGCAACUUCUUUUGACCAAGAGAUGUUGAGUUCUGCUAAGGCAGUCCAAUGUUGGCAAACGAGCAUGGCAACUUGUGUUGAAAUUUUCACAAGAUACUUCUCUCUUAUAGAUGAUGCAAAAAGAUUGAUGUUGCACAGCUCUGCUUGUGUUGACCGUUUAUUUGAUUUGUUUUGGGAAGAAGGCCUGAGAGGCCACAUGCUUUCUUAUAUUCUUGACCUGAUGAAGAUUAUCUCAAUAUCUGAGGAAGACCAUAAAGCAAAACUUUAUUUAUGUUCGAAGUAUUUAGAGACAUUUACACAUGUAAAGGAACACGAGAACUUUGUAGAAUUAUCUAUUGACUUACUUGUUGGGAUGAGAGAUUUGCUUUCAACUGACGAAGAGUACUAUCAGGCUUUAUUCUGUGAUGGUGAGUGUUUCAUACAUGUUGUGUCUUUGCUGAAUGGGAACCUUGAUGUAACAAAUGGUGAGAUGCUGGUACUGAAUGUCCUCCAAACACUGACCUGCUUGCUUUCAAGGAAUGAUGCCUCGAAGGCUGCAUUCCGAUCACUUGUGGGUGUGGGCUAUCAGACAUUGCGAAGCAUAUUGUUGGACUUCUGCCAAUGGCAACCGGGUGAAGCACUUUUGAAGGCUCUGCUUGAUAUGUUGGUUGAUGGAAAGUUUAAUCUCAAGGAAAACCCUGUGAUAAAAAAUGAAGAUGUGAUCUUACUCUAUUUGAGUGUUCUGCAGAAGAGCAGUGGGUUGUUGCAGCAACAUGGGCUAAAUGCUUUCCUUCAACUUCUAAGGGAUUCAAUAUCAAAUCGAACUUCAUGUGUCAGAGCAGAGAUGCUUAACUUCCUUCUUGAUUGGUUUGCGCUUGAAGAUGAUGAUGGCGUGGUCUUGAAAAUUGCCCUAUUGGUUCAGGUCAUUGGUGGCCAUAGCAUUUCAGGGAAAGACAUACGCAAAAUUUUUGCUCUACUUCGAAGUGAAAAAGUUGGAUCUAAUCUGCAGUACUGCUCAUUGCUAUUAACCAGUGUGCUGUCAAUGCUAAAUGAGAAAGGACCGACCGCCUUUUUUGAUCUUAAUGGUGUGGACUCUGGAAUAUCAAUUAAAACUCCAGUUCAGUAUCCUUUGAGUAAGGGACUUUCCUUUACUUGUUGGUUAAGGGUAGAAAGCUUUCCCAGGAGUGGGACAAUGGGGCUUUUCAGUUUUCUUACUGAAAGUGGAAGAGGAUGCAUUGCUGUCCUUACAAAGAACAGUUUAAUCUACGAGUCGAUAAAUCAGAAGCGACAGUGUGUCUCUCUCCAUGUGAACCUUGCCAGAAAAAAGUGGCAUUUUCUGUGUCUCACCCAUACAAUUGGUAGAGCAUUUUCUGGGGGUAGCCAAUUGAAAUGUUAUUUGGAUGGAGUUCUUGUUUCAUCUGAAAAAUGCAGAUAUGCAAAAAUAAAUGAGUCUUUGACUUGUUGCACCAUCGGCACAAACAUAAAUUUCCCUUACUAUGAGGACAAUUCUUUGCUUUCAAUCAACGAUUCAUCCUCAUUUUUUGGUCAGAUUGGUCCUGUUUACUUGUUCAAUGAUUCAAUUACUUCUGAACAAGUGAAACUUAUCUAUUCCCUAGGACCAAGCUACAUGUACUCCUUCCUUGACAGUGAAUUUGCAGUUGGUUUGGACAGUCCAUAUAACAAUGGAUCAAUUGAUGUGAAGGAUGGCCUUGCGUCCAAAAUUAUUUUUGGACUUAAUGCACAGGCAAGUAAAGGCAGAAUGUUGUUUAAUGUUUCACCAAUCUUGGAUACUGGGGUGGAUAAAAGUUCAUUUGAAGCAACUGUGUCUGUUGGGACACAGCUAUGUUCCAGACGAUUGCUACAACAGAUUAUAUACUGUGUAGGUGGGGUAUCUGUUUUCUUUCCUCUGUUCACUCAGAUUGAACUGUAUGAAGAUGAAGAUAAGAAGCAUGCUGGCGAGACUUUGCUAACUCCAGUUACAAAGGAACGUUUAACUGCCGAAGUUAUUGAGCUUAUAGCUUCUGUUUUAGAUGAGAAUUUAGCCAAUCAGCAACAGAUGCUUCUACUAUCAGGAUUUUCAAUAUUAGGGUUUUUACUUCAAUCUGUUCCGCCUCAACAGCUCAAUUUGGAAACACUUUCGGCUUUAAAACAUUUGUUAAAUACGGUUUCAAAUAGUGGCUUGUCCGAUAUGCUAGUGAAGGAUGCUAUAUCAAAUAUAUUCCUUAAUCCACUUAUAUGGGUGCACUCAGUUUACAGGGUGCAACGUGAGCUGUAUAUGUUUCUCAUUCAGCAAUUCGAUAAUGAUCCAAGGUUGCUAAAAAGUCUAUGUAGACUCCCCCGAGUUCUUGAUAUAAUACAACAGUUUUACUGUGAUGAUGCAAAAAAUAGUUCUGCUAUUGGAAACAAACCAGUUUUACAUGCUGUGACAAGGUCAGUUAUUGCAGAAAGACCCACCAAAGAUGAAAUACAUAAAAUUCGUCUCCUUCUAUUGAGUCUUGGUGAGAUGGGCCUCAGGGAGCAUAUUUCAGUAUCAGAUAUAAAUGCUCUUAUCACAUUUUUUGAGAGUAGCCAGGAUAUGUCAUGCAUUGAAGAUGUUCUGCAUAUGAUUAUUCGUUCUGUAUCCCAGAAGCCGCUGCUUGCUUCUUUUCUGGAGCAAGUUAAUUUGAUUAGUGGUUGUCACAUUUUUGUCAAUCUUCUUCAAAGGGAUUUUGAGCCUAUCAGAUUGCUUAGUUUGCAGUUCCUUGGUAGACUGCUUGUUGGUCUUCCGUCAGAGAAGAAAGGAUCAAAAUUUUUUAGUAUUGCUGUGGGACGACCUAAAUAUCUUUUAGACAGCAGCCACAAGAAAGCCAGUUCAAGGAUGCAGCCCAUUUUCUCAGUAAUGUCAGACCAACUGUUCAAGUUUCCUCAGACAGAUCUUCUGUGUGCAACAUUGUUUGAUGUUCUUCUUGGAGGUGCAAGCCCUAAACAGGUUCUUCAGAAGCAUAGCCAGCUUGACCAUCAGAAGAGGAGUAACUCUCAAUUCUGUCUUCCUCAGAUCUUACCCCUCAUUUUCAGAUUCUUGGCAAAUUGUGAUGAUCCUACUGCAAGGAUUAAAAUUGUUAGCGAUCUACUUGAUCUUCUUGACUCAAAUCCUUCGAACAUUGAAGCUCUAAUGGAGCAUGGUUGGAAUGCGUGGUUGGAUGCUUCUUUGAAGACGGAUGCAUUGAAGAACUACAAACUCAAGACACAUAUUCACAGUGACUGUGAGAUUAAUGAACAAAACUUUAUUAGGAGUUUCUACUGUGUUGUUCUUUGUCACUCUAUGCAUUUUGUCAAAGGAGGGUGGCAACAUUUAGAGGAGACAGCGAAUUUUGUACUUGUUCAAUGUGAAAAAGGUUGCCUCUCAUAUCAGUAUUUUCUUCGGGAUCUCUAUGAGGACUUAAUCCGGAAGCUGGUAGAUUUGUCUGCUGAGGAAAACACCCUUGUAACACAGCCUUGCCGAGACAAUAUGUUGUACCUUCUGAAACUAGUUGAUGAGAUGCUUCUUUCGGAAAUAAAUUAUAAGCUUCCGUUUCCAGCUAGCUGCACAAACUUUUCUACUGAGUUCUUAGAACUAGAAAAACUCAAAGACCUUGAUUCUGCCUUAUUGGAGGCCCUGCAAGGAGAAUUUGAUGAGAAGUUAUCAAGGAGUAUUGAGGUUCAGAAGUUGCCCAACACAAAAGAAGAGGAGAAAAUCAAUGAAGAGUGGUGGAAUUUAUAUGACAACAUAUGGAAUAUUAUUGGUGCAAUGAAUGGAAAGGGGUCAAAUAAAAUGUUGCCCAAGUCUUCCCCAGCUGCAAUUACUACCUUUGGGCAAAGAGCUCGUGGAUUGGUUGAAUCACUGAAUAUUCCAGCAGCUGAAAUGGCUGCUGUUGUUGUAUCUGGUGGAAUUGGCAAUGCUUUGGCUGGAAAACCAAAUAAACCUGUUGACAAAGCUAUGCUUCUAAGAGGGGAGAAAUGUCCUAAAAUUGUUUUUCGACUGAUGAUCCUCUAUCUUUGUAAAUCAUCCCUUGAAAGAGCAUCUCGAUGUGUUCAACAGGUCAUCCCCCUUCUACCCUGCCUUCUCACUGCUGAUGAUGAGCAAAGCAAGAGCCGGUUGCAACUCUUCAUAUGGGCCUUGCUUGCUGUUAGAUCACAUUAUGGGGUGCUGGAUGAUGGUGCUAGGUUUCAUGUUAUUGCUCAUUUAAUCCGUGAAACAGUAAGUUGGGGAAAGUCAAUGUUAGCUACAAGUAUUGUUGGCAGAGAGGAUUCAGCUGAUUCAAGCAGCAAUCCAAAAGAAGGAAGCUCCAUUCAUAACCUGAUCCAAAAGGAUCGAGUACUUUCUGCGUUUUCUGAUGAAGUAAAAUAUAUAAAGAGCUUGGGGGCAGAUAGGACUAGACAGUUACAAGAGCUUCAUCUUAGGCUCGAUGAAAGUAUGGUUGUUGAUUCUAAUCAAAAGAAAACAAUCAAAGAUGAAAUCCAGAGCAGUUUAAUUGCUGUUCUUGCCUCAGACAACAAGAGAAGGGAUUCUUUCCAAUUAUCUAAAGAUGAGGAGCAGCAAGUAGUUGCUGGAAAAUGGAUUCAUACUUUCCGCUCUCUAAUUGAUGAGAGGGGUCCAUGGUCUGCUAAUCCUUUUCCAAAUAAUAUUAUAACACACUGGAAACUUGAUAAGAUAGAAGAUGCAUGGCGUCGCCGGCAAAAGUUGAGACGGAAUUAUCAUUUUGAUGAAAAGCUAUGUCUUCCUCUCUCUACUAUUGCUCCUACUGACGCCCUUUCUCUUGCCAAUGAUGGAAAAUCUGGAUUUGGGGCCAAUAUUCCAGAGCAAAUGAAACGGAUUUUGCUGAAAGGGAUUAGGAAGAUUACAGAUGAGAGUUCUUCAGAAUUAAGUGAAAGUGAUGCUGAAUCUAGUGGUCCUGUUUCUGAUGACCCAACUGAUAAACGGUUCUCAGAUGUCGUCAAAGACAUUGGUGAUCAAACAGACAUUGCUCAGGACAGAAAAGAUUGCUCCUCUUCAUCAGCUGAAACUGAAAAUAGUGAGGUUCUCUUGUCAGUCCGCUGUGUUCUGGUUACACCAAAGAGAAAGUUAGCUGGGCAUCUGGCUGUCAUGAAGAAGUUCUUGCAUUUCUCUGGUGAAUUUUUAGUGGAAGGCACUGGAGGAUCAUCUGUCUUCAAAAACUUUGACUCUUCAGGUAUGUUUGAUCUGAGCAAGCCUGAUCAGGUAGGUGGAAGCCAGAAGCAGAAUAUUUUUAAAUGGGCCAUCAGUCUUGAUCUGGAUUCUGAAAGAGGAAGAGCUAUUGAUAGCAUAAGUGCAUUAUGUGGGAAUGCUCAAAAGAAUCCCAACAAUAUCAAGCGCCAUAGAAGAUGGAUCAUCUCUAAGGUAAAGGCUGUCCAUUGGACUAGAUAUUUGCUUAGAUACACAGCAAUUGAGAUCUUCUUCAACGACUCUACUGCUCCAGUGUUUUUGAAUUUCGCAACACAAAAGGAUGCAAAGGAUGUUGGCAGCUUGAUUGUAACAACCAGAAAUGAAUCUGUGUUUCCUAAAGGAUAUAGGGACAAGACGAGCAUUAUUUGUUUUGUUGAUCGGCGUGUUGCAUUGGAGAUGGCAGAAAUCGCCAGAGAAAGUUGGAGGAGAAGAGAGAUUACAAACUUUGAGUACCUGAUGAUUCUUAACACCCUUGCUGGAAGAUCUUAUAACGAUUUAACUCAGUAUCCUGUGUUUCCUUGGGUUCUGGCUGAUUAUUCUUCAGAGACUCUUGAUUUGAACAAGGCAUCUUCUUAUAGGGAUCUUUCAAAACCAAUUGGAGCACUGGAUCCAAAACGGUUGGAGGUUUUUGAAGACAGAUAUCGUAACUUCUGUGAUCCUGAUAUUCCCAGUUUUUAUUAUGGAUCUCAUUACUCUAGCAUGGGAAUUGUGCUCUUUUACCUUCUUAGAUUGGAGCCUUUUACAUCACUCCAUCGUAAUCUGCAGGGUGGAAAAUUUGAUCAUGCUGACAGACUUUUUCAAGGCGUUGAAGGCGCAUUUCGGAAUUGCCUUACUAAUACAAGUGAUGUCAAGGAGUUGAUACCUGAAUUCUUUUACAUGCCAGAGUUUCUUAUUAAUUCAAAUGCCUAUCAUUUUGGAGUAAAACAAGAUGGAGAACCAUUAGGUGAUGUUGUUCUUCCUAAAUGGGCUAAGGGUUCUCCUGAAGAAUUCAUAAGCAAGCAUAGGGAGGCCCUUGAAAGUGAAUAUGUUAGCUCAAACCUUCACCAUUGGAUUGAUUUGAUCUUUGGUUAUAAACAGCGUGGAAAACCAGCAGUUGAGGCAGCAAACAUUUUUUACUAUUUAACUUAUGAAGGUGCUGUUGAUCUGGAGACAAUGGAAGAUGAAUUGCAAAGUUCAGCAAUUGAAGAUCAAAUUGCUAAUUUUGGCCAAACACCUAUUCAAAUUUUCCAAAAGAAACAUCCUAGAAGAGGACCACCAAUACCAAUUGCACAUCCUCUGCAAUAUGCGCCCGAUUCUAUCACUUUGACUUCAAUUGUAGCAAGUACUGCUAAUCUUCCAUCGACUGUCUUGUAUGUUAAUGUGUUUGAUUCUAGUGUUGUCCAUGUGAACCAAGGUCUCACCAUGUCUGUUAAGAUGUGGUUAACAACUCAAUUUCUGUCUGGAGGGAACUUCACCUUCUCUGGCUCACAGGAUCCUUUCUUUGGCAUUGGUUCUGAAAUCCUUUCUCCUCGUAAAAUUGGGAGUCCUCUGGCAGAAAAUAUUGAACUAGGUGCACAAUGCUUUGCAACAUUACCAACUCCGUCUGAAAACUUCUUAAUAUCAUGUGGCACUUGGGAAAACAGUUUUCAGGUCAUAUCAUUAACUGAUGGAAGAAUAGUGCAGAGCAUUAGACAACAUAGAGAUGUUGUCAGCUGCAUUUCAGUGACAUCCGACAGAAGCAUCGUUGCUACAGGAAGUCAUGACACAACAGUUAUGGUCUGGGAAAUUGUCCGUGGCAAAAAGCGAGUAAAACAUGCUCAGCAAGAGGCUCCUAAUGUCAUUGCUGAGACUCCAUUCCGUAUACUGUGUGGACAUGAUGAUAUAAUCACUUGCUUAUAUGCAAGUGUAGAGCUUGAUGUUGUUAUUAGUGGAUCGAAAGAUGGAACUUGUGUCUUCCAUACCCUACAUGAUGGUAGAUACAUAAGAUCUAUUAGGCAUCCAACUGGCAGCCCGUUGUCAAAGCUCGCUGCUUCUCGCCAUGGCCGGAUUGUUCUUUAUUCUGACGAUGAUCUUAGUUUGCACCUGUACUCCAUUAACGGGAAACACAUCGCCUCUUCCGAUUCCAACGGCCGUCUCAACUGUCUUGAACUCAGUUGCUGUGGUGAGUUCAUGGUUUGCGCAGGCGAUCAAGGUCAGAUUGUUGUGAGAUCUAUGAGCUCACUGGAAAUCGUGAAAAAGUACAGUGGAAUUGGCAAAGUAAUAACUUCACUGACUGUUACACAUGAAGAUUGCUUCUUAGCAGGGACAAAAGAUGGAAAUCUUCUUGUUUAUUCUAUUGAGAAUCUUCAAAUCCGGAAGACAAGUGGUCAAUUAAAGGCCAGAGCCUCUGUAUCAUCAACUGUACAUUACUAUUCUUUGAAGUUUGAAGUGAAGAAAGACCUCCUCAUUGUUGAUAGUAUUAGAAACAUAGUUUUGACAACAUUACAGUUGUGUUAUCUAUCUGUGUUGCAAUGGACAGUGGUGGGUGUUUGGCCUUGAGUUUUGUAUAGUUGGGGUUAACACCUAAUAUCAUAUAGGAAAGGACAAUUAUGUAAUUUAAACAAAUUUUAUUUUAUGAUAUAGAGUCACCAAUGAAUCAAUGAAGCUGUUAGUUAUCAAGUGCAUC